This is a messenger RNA of Paramecium pentaurelia, 438 nucleotides long. The record is from the annotation of a GenBank genome assembly. Lineage: Eukaryota; Ciliophora; Oligohymenophorea; Peniculida; Parameciidae.
AUGAGAUGGAGUCAUUUUGAGAAUGAAAUUAAGAACUUUUGGAGGUAAGCAAUUUAUUAAUAAAAAUAAGUCUAGCUUAAGUUUAUGAGAGUGAGGAAUACUUUAACGAUUAUAAAAAGGGAACAUGGAAAUACAUUUAUAAGAAUAACAUCAUGUAUUAUUAAAUUUAAUUGUAAGUGGUGGUGGAUCAUACAACGAUUCAGGUUAAAGAAAUGGUAAGUGGAUUGAGUUGAGCGAAGGAUUUUACAAAUAUUCAUAAAUAACUUAUAAGGGUGAAUAUAAGAACGGGAAAAAAGUUGGAAAUUGGGAUAUUUUUUGGCAAAUGGAUUUUGGAGAUAAGCUCUAUCAAAAAAUGUAAAUAUUAAACAAAUUAAUUUUAGAGGAGGUGGCUCAUAUGAUGAUUAGGUGGAUGGAGAUUCAAUUUAGAUAGGAAUAUGA